Molecule: messenger RNA, 1213 nt
Organism: Eruca vesicaria subsp. sativa (arugula)
Lineage: Eukaryota; Viridiplantae; Streptophyta; Magnoliopsida; Brassicales; Brassicaceae
Source: the annotation of a GenBank genome assembly
AAAUCCAACCAAAUAACAAGGCAACAAAUGAAGUUGGCCGUGGUCUCCGUUGCCGCCCUACUCGUGAUCCUUGUGGCCUGGCCGGUAUCGGCGGACAGGAAAGACUUACCGGGAGCGGGAGGAUACGGAGGCGACGACGAGGAAGAUGACACCAAGUCAUGGUUUCCUUUGGACAAUCAGCUAUCGUUGGGUUAUUAUGAUAAGAUUUGUCCAAAAUUUGAGAAAAUCGUAGACACAAAAGUGAGGGAAUGGACAAAGACUGAUCCUUCCCUUGGUCCAGCUCUCCUCCGUCUUGUCUUCCACGAUUGCGGCGUCACGGGAUGUGAUGCUUCGGUUCUUCUAGACCACGAAGGAUCAGAGAGAAGAGCUCCAGCAAGCAAAACCCUAAGAGGAUUCGAGCUAAUCGACGAUAUCAAGUCCGAGAUCGAGAAAUCCUGCCCCGGUUUAGUCUCCUGUGCCGACAUCCUAACCGCAGCUAGCCGCAGCGCCACCUACCAACUAGGUGGUCCUUACUGGCCCAACGCUUAUGGACGUCGUGACUCCACCAACUCUUACGCUAGAGACGUCGAGAAAGUCCCUUCAGGCCGCCGUGACAUCACUGCCCUUCUCGAGACGUUUCAAUCUUACGGACUCAACAUUCUCGACCUUGUUGUCCUUUCUGGAGCCCACACCAUCGGAAAAGCCUACUGUGGAACCAUCCAGUCGAGGCUUUACAACUUCAACGCGACCCAUGGAACUGAUCCAUCGAUUGACACCAAAUACGCAGAUUUCUUGCGUCGCAAGUGUCGUUGGGCAUCAGAGACAGUUUACCUAGACGCCAUGACUCCGGUGGUAUUCGAUAAUCAGUAUUACAUUAAUCUUCAGAAGAAUAUGGGAGUUUUGACGACCGAUGCGGAGCUUGUGAAGGACCCGAGGACCGCUCCACUUGUAAAGGCAUUUGCGGAGCAGCCGCCUCAGAUGUUCAGACACCAGUUUGGUGUCUCGAUGGCCAAGCUGGUCAAUGUUGGUGUCAUCACUGGUGAAGAUCGUAUUGGAGAGAUCAGGACGGUUUGCAGCAAAUCUAACUCUAAACAUUACUGAUUUUUUUAAUAAAAUCGGUGCUGAGUUUAUAAGAGAAUAUUUCUUGACAAAUAAUUUAUUGUUCUGUUUCAAUUUUAAUUUUGUAAUACGUUGUAUGAACAACAGAAAUAUGUGAAGCUUGAUUAAUACCGAG